This is a messenger RNA of Cyprinodon tularosa, 515 nucleotides long. RefSeq names its product chloride channel CLIC-like protein 1. NCBI's taxonomy places the organism in Eukaryota, Metazoa, Chordata, Actinopteri, Cyprinodontiformes, Cyprinodontidae. The record is from RefSeq and is a predicted model, not a curated record. The transcript is spliced from 3 exons. Bases 174 to 515 code for a protein of 113 amino acids.
GGAAGGAGAGGUGAUGUGUCUUUAGGUAGAGUGAAGUUCCAGCCCUUCAUCACUGAAAGGUAUGUUUCCUCCUAACCUAGUUUGCCAGCAAGCAUUGCUGCUUUCAGGAAGUCACACCUGGCACAUUUCUGAAGGAGCCUGACUCGGAUCAGACGUUCGCUAAGUUCUUUUAAAUGGAUGGAAUUUGGACUGCCCUUCAGGCCAAACGGGAGACUCAUCUGGUGUUGAAGAAGUUCCUUUACAGGCUCAUAAGGGAUGUUUACAGAGCGGGUGAGCCCAGUAAUGGCAAUGAGAUUUUCUAUGAUGCCAAAAUCAAGCUGUCGAGCAAAAGCAUGAGUGCAAUCCGUUCGUUUCUGAGGGAUGCAGACAGUUCAACAACAGAGCCUCUGGAUGAUGCUCUAAGUGGCAUUCUGGUGGACAUUACUCGUACUCGCAUGAGUUUGUUACCCGGUCCAGAAUUGAUCGAUGGAGGCGAUCGCGGCCUAAUAUUAGCAGUAAGCAGAUUCAUUUUAUAG